This is a messenger RNA of Lentinula edodes (shiitake mushroom), 2565 nucleotides long. RefSeq names its product transport protein Avl9-domain-containing protein. The transcript has 12 exons. The coding region runs from base 1 to 2565 and encodes 854 amino acids. Gene Ontology annotation, cellular component: cytoplasm. The record is from RefSeq and is a predicted model, not a curated record. NCBI's taxonomy places the organism in Eukaryota, Fungi, Basidiomycota, Agaricomycetes, Agaricales, Omphalotaceae.
AUGACUUCUCUUGACGACCUCGCCUCUCACUCUCCCAGCUUACAAGAGCAAAAGCUCACAGCCGACUCUGAUGAUGGCGAUACUGCCUCUCAAAGAUCAAUUUCUCUUUCGUCGCCAGCAGUUUCUGCUCGAAAUUCGUUUCAUGAUGUCGAUGAUCCUUUGAGCUCGGAUACCUUGUCAAAGCGAGAGUCCAGGCCCUACACGCUCGACACUGACUUCAGUUCUGACGCCGAUGACAUGAGCUAUGCAUCUCACGACAUGGUCCAGCAUGAAUCUCCAAAUACCAGUGCCUCUGGCUCUAUCCUCGAUGAACCCAAAGCACCUAGUCCAAUGCUCUCUCCGCCGACAUAUCCCCCGCGACGACACAGCGACGUAGAGUCCAUUGCCGAAUCCUUCGCUUCAGGGUCUUCAAAGAAAGCGAGACCAGAGUCAAUUUUGCUCCAACCUCCUCCUGGAAAACUCGUUUUGGGAAUAGCAUUGGUGGAUUUCAAUCACUUGGUUGGUCCAAGAAUUGAAUGGUCAAAAGGUGAAAUUUUCGAGAACGAGGAAAUUGUCAAGAUGGUACCGUUUCUCGCUUUGCCAGACGGUGCACAUCUCAGUGCUGAAGACUACUCAUACUUCCAUAUUGUUCCCUCAGGGCCGAAUCCCACCACUGUAUUCGGCAUAUCAUGUAACCAACAGAUCGCUGCUUCAGCGUUGUUAGUCAAGACGCCAGAUGUAACACGUUCAACCGUCCAAAAGGCUGUUGUUGUACUAGCCUCAAAGCCAGUAUUUGGUCCGAUCAAGGAUAAACUAGGCGUGGUCACGACUGCUCUAUUUCAGCAGAGAGACUUCUCUGAAGUACAAAUACUUGAUGAUUUCGAGUCUGGAUUGGAGCUCUCACUCCGAACGCAAAUGACUGAGAGUGGAUUAUAUAUGGGAACUAGUCUACGAGAACUGGUACACACCUUCCGUCAGCGCACUCUGAUCCUUGUCAAGGCCCUCAUUCUCCAGAAACGGAUCAUGUUCUACGGACACCCUGUUGAACGCUUAUGCACUUAUCAAUAUUCACUUAUUUCUCUGCUUCCCGGUCUGUUGCAGACACUUGACGAUUGUGGUUCUCCGCCUCUUGCUUCCCGAGCACCUACUCUCGUGCGCCCUACAUCUCUGCGUACCUCUGACCGCAAGAGUCUCAUGACGUACACUGGACUUCCUCUCGAUAUAUUUGGCAGAGAUGCUUUCUUUCAACCUUACCUUCCGCUGCAGCAACUGGAUAUGUUGAAGGAGACAAAGAGUUGGUUGUGUGGAAGCACAAACUCAAUAGUAACACACCAGAAGGAGAUUGAUCUACUUGUUAAUAUCGAGACUGGCGCGUUUGAAUUUCGAGACCAGAACCUCGAGCGAUCUGCAGGUUUGACUGCAGCGGACCGCAAAUGGAUGGACGAUAUCGUUAAGGACGUCAACGAGACCUGGUUUGAAGAAAAUCAACCCCGUCUACAGGGCAUGGUAUUCAAAGGAAGUGAUGAUUACUUGAGAGUCAAGUUUGACGAAUAUAUCUCUGCUGCUUUGGCGUCCGUUCGAUAUCGCGACUUUCUAAUUAAAGGAGAAGGCGUUUUGAUUACGGCUCGCAUAGAACCAACCUCUACAGAAGAUUUUAAUCACCUUUGGAUGUCUGAAUUCAAAAACACAAAUGCAUAUGAGGUCUGGGAACGUACAACUGAUCCCAUGUUAUUUGACAUCGUAGAGCCUCGGCACCCUUGUAAUGAGAAGGUCUCUGUUGUUGCCGACAUUGGAUUACGAUUGUCAGAAGGUAUUCAAGAACUCAAAAUAGAGCAACAACUUGCACCGGCCCGCGAAGCCGUCACACGGACUUUCACCGCUGGCUCGUUGAGUUUUUUCAAGGCCGUAGAGGGCGUACGAGAUCGUUGGCAGCGUAGUGCUCCCACAACUCCGUCAACUGCAGCUCCCACCACGCCUAUCCCUGCUACACCAUCGAACCACAGUGACAUGACAACCUCAGAAGAACCGGAACUAGUGACCAAACCCGACCCGGACAGUUCUCUUUCAAACUCAGCCUCUUCCUCAACGAGUAGCUUCAUGCAGCCCACCUUAUUAAAACAUACUAGCAUCGAUUCUAUUGCUUCAAGGUCAUCAGCCUCCACUGACACUUCGUCUGGAUCAUCUUCUCCUGCGCGCUUGACCUCCUGGGGAGCCGGAAUUGGUAGUUUCAUGUCGAGUCGAGUGGGAAGAUUCUCAUUAUCGAAAUCGCCUUCUGCGACCCCGGCACCUCCACCUGCAGCUUUACCAUUGCCAACACCCCCCAUUCCACCUUCGACGUUGAUCGCUCCUGACAUUACGCCCGUGUUUAUUGAACCACUUACACCAAGACGCGCAGUCACCAGUCCCCAAAUUGUAGACCCAGUUGAUAUUGAUAGAGCCCCAAUGUCUCCAAUUGACUCAUUACUGCACACCCUGGACGCGCCGCCGCAACCUGUUCGUGAUAAAGAAGAGCAUUCGGGUCACGUUCUUGAUGACAAUGAAGAUGAGUCUGAAGAGGGCUAUUCUGCGGUGGCGAUGGCAAUGUAA